AUGAAGUUGACUAACUUCCCUAUACUUAUCCCUGCUUUUACAGCGCAAAUCGCCAUCAAUGAUCCUCUCAUCAUAAGUUCCAACCUUCUCAACAUCCCUUUCAUUCCGGACGUGGGCACGCUUGUCUCUGAACCCGGCUACGAACCUCCUCUCAAGGCAACAUUCAUUCAGGGUAGCGACUUUCUACGGCGUGACCCGGACGGGCAAUGGGUCAAGCUUGAAGUUUCGAGCGUUGCUCGUGAUAUAUCAGGCGCUAUGCUACGCUUCAGUUACAAUGGCGUCGUAGAUAUGGAGGGGGAUGAGGGGAAGGUAAUCCGAGGAGAUGCAAAUGCCACAACGACGGGGUUUGGAAACGCCUUUAUACAGAUUAGGUUCGAGACUGAUGCCCCUGGUCUGAAACUCUUGCAGGACAAGGUCUAUGUUGGCUCGGGCAGAUUCAUCGUUAAGGAAGACCGUCCUAUUAUCGUAGAAUACAAAAUCAGCGAGGUGAGUGCGCAGUGCAAUAAGAAAACAAAGUCUGGCUGA
Fusarium sp. VM40 is the source of this 525-nucleotide messenger RNA. The record is from the annotation of a GenBank genome assembly. Lineage: Eukaryota; Fungi; Ascomycota; Sordariomycetes; Hypocreales; Nectriaceae.